AUGGAGCACGUAACCGAACACGCCAAAGAAAUCUCUCCGAUUCAUACCUCCGAUAGUGAGGAUUAUUCCGAUGAACAUCCCGAUCAUCCCGACUCCCUGGAACUCGCUCGCAUCAACACAUACCGUCUGCAGCAACGUGCUACGGUAGGAUCCACGAGAGGUCCUGAGCCUCGCCAGGAAUGGCUGCCCAUGGGUGCUGGGAAAGAGUAUCCGCCUUCGCUUCCUGAUCCAGAGAAAUAUGUCGUCGAGUUCGAUGGUGCAGAUGAUCCUCUGCAUCCUUGGAACUGGUCUAUUAUUCGGAGAACUGUCCUAGUCACCAUCCUCUGCUAUUGUACCUUCGCAACAGCCUUUACCAGCGCCGUCUUCUCUGCAGCAGUCAACGCCGUGAGUGAGGAAUUCCAUGUCGGUCGAGAAGUCAGUACCCUCGGAGUCACGCUGUAUGUUCUCGGGUUCGCUGCCGGACCGACUAUUUGGGCACCCGCCUCUGAACUCAUCGGACGACGCUGGCCGUUGUCCAUUGGACUCUUUGGAUGUGGUAUCUUCACCAUUGCCUCUGCCACCGGGAAAGAUAUCCAGACCAUCAUGAUCAGUCGCUUCUUCGCCGGUCUCUUUGCCGCCAGUCCCGUCUCGCUUGUCCCCGCCGUCUUUGCCGACCUGUUCAGCGCAGCGCACCGUGGAGUUGUCAUGUCGAUCUUUUGCAUGGCUGUGUUCAUCGGCCCGUUUGCUGCGCCAUUCGUGGGUGGAUUCAUUGCCGCGAGCCCGUUGGGAUGGCGUUGGACCAUGUACAUCUCGUCAAUCAUGGUCUUCCUUGCCUUUGUGCUGGUGUUCUUCUUCCUGGAUGAGUCGUAUGCCCCUGUGAUCCUGGUCCGCAAGGCUGCUGUCCUCCGCCGACAGACCCGUAACUGGGGCAUCCACGCCAAGCAGGACGAGGUGGAAGUCGACAUCAAGGAACUAGUCCGGAAUAACUUCACUCGUCCGUUGUCAAUGCUCAUCACGGAGCCGAUCCUGCUUCUCAUCUCUCUGUAUAUCUCUUUCGUGUAUGGCCUUAUCUAUGCCCUUCUUGGUGCGUACCCGGUCGUCUUCGAUGACGUGUAUGGAAUGAGCGCAGGGGUGGGAGGACUCGCAUUCAUCGGUCUUAUCCUGGGAGAGCUGAUUGGAGGUGUCUUUAUCCUCUGUCUGCAGGGAUCAUAUAAGCGCAAGCUGGCGGCGAAUGGGGGCAAGCCUAUUCCUGAAUGGCGUCUUCCGGCUGCGAUUGUUGGCGCUGUUGCGUUUGCUAUUGGCAUGUUCUGGUUCGGUUGGACUGGGUACACGAACCAGAUCCACUGGAUGGCUCCGACAGCAGCUGGUAUUCUGAUCGGAUUUGGCAUUCUGUGCAUCUUCCUGCAGUGCUUCAACUAUAUCGUUGACUGCUAUCCCACUCUGGCUGCAUCCACCAUUGCGGCAAACACUAUUCUCCGGUCGGCCGUGGGCUGCGUCUUCCCGUUAUUCUCGCGGCAAAUGAUGGUCAAUUUAGGCGUGCAGUGGGCAGGCACUCUGCUGGGAUGUAUUGCUGCCAUUAUGAUCCCUAUGCCCGUUGCGUUUAUGAUCUUUGGGCCCUGGAUCCGUCAGCGAAGUAAGCUGGCUGCGUCACCGGCUCGUGAUAUGGAAAAGACCAGUAAUGCUUAA
Messenger RNA from Aspergillus welwitschiae, 1665 nucleotides. RefSeq names its product MFS transporter. Bases 1 to 1665 code for a protein of 554 amino acids. Gene Ontology annotation, molecular function: transmembrane transporter activity. The transcript is spliced from 4 exons. Lineage: Eukaryota; Fungi; Ascomycota; Eurotiomycetes; Eurotiales; Aspergillaceae. Gene Ontology annotation, biological process: transmembrane transport. The record is from RefSeq and is a predicted model, not a curated record.